UUUGUUUUCGUAAAAAAAAAACAAACUAAUCAAACAUUAUAUUUAUUUGUUUUGUUUUUAUAGAAUGGCCUUUUUGGACGAAAUUAAUCAUUGUUGCUGUUGGUUUUACUGGUGGAUUAAUCUUUCUUUAUGUUCAAUGUAAAAUGUAUCUUCAGCUUUGUAUUCGUUGGCGUCAGUUUAACCAACGUAUUGUUAUUCAUUCAAGAAAUGAAGAACGUCAUGGUGGAGUAAUGUUAUCGGGAACAAAAAAUUCAAAUAAUAAUCGUGAUAAUUGUAUUGUAACAGUACUUGAUGCAAAUGAUUUACCUCCAUUAAAUUCUAAUACAUCAUCAAUAGGUACCACUGGUAAUAAUACAACUAUUCAAUUUGAUUCUUCUUCAUCAACGAGUAUCAAUCGUAAUCGACGACAUCAAGACAAUAAUCAUCGACGUUUUCUACAUCGUUUUUUUAUAUUUCAUCGAUUGAAUCAAUCUCAAACAUAA
Molecule: messenger RNA, 482 nt
Organism: Rotaria sordida
Lineage: Eukaryota; Metazoa; Rotifera; Eurotatoria; Philodinida; Philodinidae
Source: the annotation of a GenBank genome assembly